This is a messenger RNA of Aegilops tauschii subsp. strangulata, 657 nucleotides long. Lineage: Eukaryota; Viridiplantae; Streptophyta; Magnoliopsida; Poales; Poaceae. The record is from RefSeq and is a predicted model, not a curated record.
AUGCCGCGUGCCACCUCGCCGCACCUCGUCGGUGCCCCGGUGCCCGCUGCCAUCCCCGGAUCUCCCGCGCCUCUCCCUUGUGGGAUCGACCCGGCCACCUCUCCGCCCUGGUCGCCCGGCCACCUCUCCGCCGCCGCGGCUGCCUCGCCGGUGCCUCCUCCCCGAUGGUCUGCCUCCUCUCCGCCGGGUCGUCGCCGUCGUCCUCCCCAACCCCCACUGCCUAGACCCCACGACCCCGUGGUGAGGCCCCGGCAUCUCCUUCUCCCCUGCUCGCAACGGCACCCCGCGCCCGAUGCCGCCCCUGUCGGCGUGCUCCUCGACGACGCCCGCUCCUCGUCGUGCCCGGGGCGCGCCCCGCAACCGCCGCCCGCACGUGCCGCGGCCCCACGACGCUGCAGCUCGUCGCCCGCUCCUGCUCCUCUGUCCGCCGCGGCCCGCUGCUGCUUCGUCGCGUCCGCCGUUCCCCGCACGCACCAUAGCCCCCCCUUUUGCACGGUCCCGCGGUCGCAGCAGCCGCUCACCGUGCCUACCUCCGGCCGCCGGCGCCCGUUGCCGCACCGCCCUGCUCCGGCCCGUGGUGGCCGGCGCUCCCCUCCCCUGGUGGGCUCUGGUGUGCGGGCACCACUUCGCCCGCACCCGUUAGCCCACACCCACUAA